Messenger RNA from Moneuplotes crassus, 1391 nucleotides. The record is from the annotation of a GenBank genome assembly. Lineage: Eukaryota; Ciliophora; Spirotrichea; Euplotida; Euplotidae.
UAAAAAAAUCUUAUUUAUGGAAGCAACAAAUCUUGAAAAUUAUAGAGCAAGGACUACUAAGGAAGGAGCAGAUGUGGAUGGAUUCGGGUCUAACUUUGCAGCAGUAUGUGGGCUCCAAUGGGGAGAUGAAGGAAAAGGAAAGUUAGUCGACAUCCUCGCUGAGAACUAUGAUAUUUGUGCAAGGUUCAACGGAGGAAAUAAUGCAGGUCACACUGUUAAGGUUGGAGGGGUUAAAUAUGCAUUCCACCUACUUCCAUCAGGAAUUCUCUAUGAUUCCUGUGUGAAUAUUCUUGGAAACGGAGUAGUAGUUGAUGUUUGUGGACUCUUUGAAGAGAUCAAGCAGAUUGAAACCAACAAUAUUGACUACUCUGGAAGACUUUUCCUCUCUUCUAGAGCACAUCUUGUUACUAAGAUGCACAGACUAGCCGACCAACAAUCUGAUGCUAAGAAGGGAGACAAGAAAAUUGGAACUACAGGAAAGGGAAUUGGUCCUGCCUAUGCAACCAGAGCUUUGAGAAUUGGACUCAGACUUGGAGACUUCCUCGAUUGGGAUCUCUUCGCCAAGAAAUACGACACUUUUAUUGAAAGAGCAAGCGAAUUCUUUGGAAUUGAGGAUUAUGAUAAAGAAGAAGAACUUGAGCUUCUCAAGAAACAUAGAGAUACUCUUGUAGAGAACAAGAUGAUCAUCAACACUGAAAGCUAUCUUCACAAAGCUCUAGGAGAUGGAAAGAAGAUCAUGGCUGAGGGAGCUAAUGCUCUGAUGCUUGAUAUUGAUUUUGGAACUUACCCAUUUGUCACCUCCUCCAACCCCUCAAUUGGAUCAAUUUGUACUGGGUUAGGUGUCCCUCCUCAAGCAAUUGAAACUACUGUUGGAGUAGUGAAAGCAUUCACUACAAGAGUAGGAGAGGGAUACUUCCCGACCUAUCUCGAAGAUGAGGUAGGUGUACAUCUCCAAAAGGUCGGUAAAGAGUUUGGAACUACAACUGGAAGACCAAGAAGAUGCGGAUGGCUUGACUUGAAUGUUGUUCAAUAUGCUACUCUUAUCAAUGGAUGCUCUUCUAUAAACCUUACUAAACUUGAUGUUUUAUCAGGACUCAAGGAGAUCAAGGUCUGAGUUGGCUAUAAAAUGGGAGAUAUUGUCCUGACUGGAGAAGUUCCUCCAAACAUUGAAGAUUUUGAAAAUUGUGAAGCCAUUUACGAAACUCUACCAGGAUUUGAAGAAGAUAUUAGUGAGGUGAAGAAGUUUGAAGACCUUCCAGAAGCUGCUCAAGAAUAUGUAAGGUUCGUAGAGAAGUUCCUCAACAUUCCAAUCACCUGGAUUGGAGUUGGAGCAGGAAGAGAUGAUAUCAUCAGGAAGAAAGGGUUCGUCUAAUUAAAGAUCUUAACACUUU